AUGACUGUGUCCGAGGUGAAGCCGCGGGUGACUGCUUGGAUCCUGAGCGUAGCCUCUUGUCUGAUUGUGGGAACCAAUAUCCUGGUGGCCACUGCCCUUCUGCGGCUCCUGGCCAAGAGGCGCAGCCAGAGCUGGUGUUUCGUCCUCAACCUAGCCCUGGCCGACAGCCUGGUGGGCUUAGCAAUCACCGGCCUGGCCACCGAGGACUUUGGUACCAACGUCACCUACGUGGACCUCGGGCAUGACGCACGUCAAGGUAGCGGAAACACCUCGUCUGUCGCUCCGGGAAAGGGCCGGUGUUUGAUGCGGAUGGCCUUCGUGAUGUCGCCGUGCACAGCGUCCAUUUUGUCCAUGUUUCUGAUCUCACUUGACCGCUACGCUGCUAUCAAGGUACCCCUGAGGUACUCCAGGCUCUCUGGAAAGGGGACGGCGACCGGGUCUCUUCUGGCUCUUUGGGCUUGUUCGUUCAUCAUGGGAUUCUUACCAGUGAUGGUCCGCCAGUUGCAGACAGACGGCUACGGCGGCCUGUGCGCUUUCUUCUCCGUCAUCUACCCGACCGGCAUCAUUGUCCUCUUCAGCGUCUGCUUCUUCCCCGUCCUUUCUGUGUUCGUCUACAUUUACAUGGACAUACUGAAGAUAGCUUGCGGUCACCAAAGGCAGAUCUUCCAGAUCAGUCAGGCAGGAUCUCGUACCACAGCCGAGGGCAUCCACCGCCUGCAAACUCAAUGGCCCCAAGCAAGGAACCGGUACUGGAGUCACGUCAAGGCCUUGAGGACUGUGGCCUUACUGGUGGGCUGCUUCCUGACCCUGUGGUGCCCCUUCUUUGUGGUUAGCAUCGUGCAGCUGCUGUGUAAAAGCUGCCGUCUUAUCGCAGUGUUGGAGAACCACCUAUGGCUGUUGGGCAUGUCUAACUCGCUCAUCAAUCCGUUGGUGUACGCCUUUUGGCAGAGGGAGGUGAGGACGCAGAUUGCAGGCAUGUUUGCGUGCAUGGCAGGAAGGGGUUCGACUCCCGGUCCGGUCUUGGAGGGUGGUGAUCUUCAGUCGCAUGCGCAGACUUGA
Molecule: messenger RNA, 1059 nt
Organism: Nerophis lumbriciformis (worm pipefish)
Lineage: Eukaryota; Metazoa; Chordata; Actinopteri; Syngnathiformes; Syngnathidae
Source: RefSeq, a predicted model, not a curated record